UUAAAAUUAUCAUUGAUACGUAUCAGUAAGUACUUACCUACUAUUUUUUUAUAAAUAAUCGCCGACUUUACAUACUAAUGUUACUAAGGCAAAAUAUACGUCAAUGUACUAAGGGCAAAUGAAGCAGAUUUUCGAAGUAAAAUUUAAUCAUACGGCAUUGUUUAAGACCAUAAUAAUACUGUCUCAAAUUCAUACAUUUAUAAAGAAAAUACAGGGGGAUAACCAUUAGCAAUGAGAUCAUUUCUAAUACCCAUACAUUUGAACAUCCAUAUUUGUGUGUUAUGUUUUCAUAUGUACCUACAAAUGCAAAUAAAUGGUUUUAUAUCCAUAUUUUCAGAAAUGGAGCCAAGGCAAGGGAGAGCGAGCCAGGAACAACAAAUGGCGCUGUUAGAAUUUAUGGAAAAGUAUGUAUUACCUUUACAAGGAUAUAAAUUUAUACUAUUAUUGGUUUUUCUUUAAGACUACAUACUUUGUAUCAUUCUUAGAUGUAAAUUGUAAUUUAAAUUUGAUUGCAAGUGUCACAUGGGUGGUGGUUAUAACUUUAAUUGUUUUUUCUUUGUUUUAGCCAUGGUGACUUGGCAAAACCGCAGCCUGGUCCACAAGGGCGGUUGUUGUCAAACCAAUUAUGGACCGACUUAACGGAACUUCUGAACUCCAUGGGUGGGGGGGUACUAAAAUCCACCGAAAAAUGGAAAAAAGUAUGUCUAGAUUACUGUCUUAGAAUACUGGCUCUAUAUAUUAUAAUAUUAAUUCUUAUCAUCUUACAAGUUAUUUAUUAAAUUACUAAUUCUUUUAAGGUAUGGGCGGACUGGAAAACUAAAACUAAAAAAAAGCCAUCUUGAUUAAGCGGCACACGUCUGGAACGGGGGGAGGCCCAAGUAAUGGGCUGACCCUCACAGCGCCGGAAGAAAGGCUGAUUGCCAUAAUGGGAGUUAAUGCUGUGGAGGGUCAGCCUAACAUCUCAGAGUUGGGAUUCAAUAGACGUCCAGUGAAUCCAAGUCAUGCAAAUCUAGUGCAUAGAGAAGAUGCUUCGUCUAUCAUCAUUCAAGCUGAAGUCAAUGACCCACAACAGCCUGAGCUCCCCGAACAGUCUGCUGAGCUCCCCCAACAUCCUGCUGAGCUCCCCGAACAGCCUGCUGAGCUCCCCCAACAGCCUGCUGAGCUCCCCCAACAGCCUCGAGAACGCCAUGCUGCGCCUCGGCGACAGCGACACAGGGAGCUGGAGUCGCCCCAUUCGUCCUCACCCACUACUCCGCAACGAAGAACACGCAGGAGAAGAGAAACGCCGUUUGAAAGGGCGUGUAUGGAGUUCACCAAGAUAGAACGAAGGCGUCUGCAGAUGGAACAAGAAAAAGAGAAAAUGCACCACGAAAGGGAAAUGCUGCGGCUGCAUUUAGAGUCGGAAAGAAUUCAAGUGGCAGUAAGAACAAAUGAACUUCUAAACAGUUUGCUACAAGUCAAUCAAAAUAUUUUAAACGUUUUAGGCGUAUAAUAUUAUGGUGCAUUUUCUCCCUUUCUUUCUCCAUCUGCAGCUACAGACGCCUUCGUUCUAUCUUAGAGAAUCUUAUAGUAUAAGUUGGUUGAUUAUUUGUUAAGAUUUUAAUUCAAAUAUACUAUAGUAGUUAGAAGCAUGUUACUAGUAAGUAUGUCUUU
Messenger RNA from Plutella xylostella (diamondback moth), 1653 nucleotides. Lineage: Eukaryota; Metazoa; Arthropoda; Insecta; Lepidoptera; Plutellidae. The record is from RefSeq and is a predicted model, not a curated record.